AUGCCAGUGCGAAUGCCAGUGCGAACCACCAGGUUGAUGUACAGGGGAAUUUGCACUAUUCCAGAUAUCCUGUCAUACCGGACCCCCAUUAACCUGCCCGAGGAUGAGGUGGAAGAGAUCCGCGAGGCCUUCAAGGUGUUUGACAGAGAUGGAAACGGCUACAUCUCAAAGCAGGAGUUGGGGGUGGCCAUGCGGUCGCUGGGAUACAUGCCUAAUGAGGUGGAGCUGGAGAUUAUUAUCCAAAGGCUGGACAUUGAUGGUGAUGGCCAGGUUGACUUUGACGAAUUUGUUGCACUGCUUGGACCAAAACUUAUUGCUGCUGGGAUGCCUGAUAAGUUCCAUGGGGCAAACUUUGACUCUGUAUUUUGGAAGUGUGACAUGUCGAAGCUAACGGUAGAUGAGCUGAAGAGGCUCCUGUAUGACACGUUCUGUGACCACCUCACCAUGAAAGACAUCGAGAACAUCAUCAUGACCGAAGAGAGCCACCUGGACAACCAAGUGUGCCAAGUGGACAUUGACACGAGCCCGACACAACAGGUGAAGCACACUUGUGUGCGGAAGAGUCUGAUUUGUGCUUUUGCCUUUGCAUUUAUCAUCAGUGUAAUGCUUAUUGCAGCUAACCAGAUGCUCCGUAGAGGUAUGAAGUAG
Molecule: messenger RNA, 648 nt
Organism: Oncorhynchus nerka (sockeye salmon)
Lineage: Eukaryota; Metazoa; Chordata; Actinopteri; Salmoniformes; Salmonidae
Product: calcium-binding protein 7-like
Exons: 5
Coding region: 1-648 (215 amino acids)
Cellular component (GO): trans-Golgi network membrane
Molecular function (GO): calcium ion binding
Source: RefSeq, a predicted model, not a curated record